Messenger RNA from Strongylocentrotus purpuratus (purple sea urchin), 3306 nucleotides. RefSeq names its product glutaryl-CoA dehydrogenase, mitochondrial. Gene Ontology annotation, biological process: fatty-acyl-CoA biosynthetic process; fatty acid beta-oxidation using acyl-CoA dehydrogenase. Gene Ontology annotation, cellular component: mitochondrial inner membrane. Lineage: Eukaryota; Metazoa; Echinodermata; Echinoidea; Camarodonta; Strongylocentrotidae. Gene Ontology annotation, molecular function: glutaryl-CoA dehydrogenase activity; flavin adenine dinucleotide binding; fatty-acyl-CoA binding. The transcript is spliced from 9 exons. The record is from RefSeq and is a predicted model, not a curated record. The coding region runs from base 80 to 1414 and encodes 444 amino acids.
UGACGUCAUUGAUUAGAUUGCGUAAAAAGAAAACCUACUUCGUCAGAGUGAUCAUAUCUACGACUGAAUAAUAGAAAUAAUGGCCGUCCGGAGAAUUUUAACAUCCGAUUUACUGAGGAAACUAGUUCAACCAGUUGUUUUUUUACCAUGUAGAUCCUUAGGAACGCUACCAGCAACUGAAUCUGUUGCAAGGUCAGAUUCUAGUGAUAAAAAAAGUGGAGGAAAGGUGGAGUUCAACUGGAAAGAUGCCCUCAAUCUGGAGAGCCAGCUGACAGAAGAAGAGAUCAUGGUUCGGGAUCAGUUCAGAGUUUACUGCCAAGAGAAGCUCAUGCCUAGGAUCCUAAUGGCAAAUAGAAACGGAGUGUUUGACCGAGAUAUCUUCCAUGAGCUUGGUGCUCUAGGAGUUCUUGGGCCAACCAUCAAGGGCUACGGGUGUGCUGGGGUAUCGUCUGUUGCUUAUGGGUUACUUGCCAGGGAGAUAGAGUAUGUAGAUAGCAGCUACAGGUCAGCUUUCAGCGUCCAGUCUUCGCUCGUUAUGCAUCCUAUCAAUGAGUAUGGGACAGAGGCACAGAAAGAGAAAUACCUACCAAGACUGGCUUCUGGAGAGCUAAUUGGAGCCUUUGGACUGACUGAACCCAACCAUGGCAGUGACCCAGCAGGUAUGGAGACCAAGGCAGUCUACAAUCCGUCAUCAAAGACAUACACUCUUAAUGGAGCCAAGUCAUGGAUCACUAAUUCCCCAAUCGCUGAUGUGUUUGUGGUGUGGGGCAAGAACCACGAGGAAGGUGGCAAGAUCAGAGGCUUCAUCCUAGAGAAGGGAAUGAAAGGUCUUUCUGCUCCUUACAUCGAUGGCAAGUUCUCCCUGCGUGCUUCGGCCACGGGACAGAUUGUGAUGGAAGAUGUGGAGAUCCCAGAAGAGAACAUGCUGCCUAAUGUCAAGGGCCUUGGGGGUCCGUUUGGUUGUCUGAACAAUGCGAGGUACGGCAUCGCAUGGGGCACGUUGGGUGCUGCUGAGUUCUGCCUGGAGACAGCAAGACAGUACACACUGGACAGGGUUCAGUUCGGCUCACCGUUGGCCAGGAAUCAGUUGAUGCAGAAAAAGAUGGCUGACAUGUUGACAGAGAUCUCCCUUGGACUACAAUCAUGUAUUCAGGUUGGAAGACUCAAGGAUCAAGGAAAAGCUACACCAGAUAUGAUCUCCCUGAUCAAGAGGAACUCUUGUGGUAAAUCCCUGGACAUCGCUAGGGUAGCUAGAGACAUGCUUGGUGGUAACGGCAUCUGUGAUGAGUAUCAUGUCAUCAGACAUGUCAUGAAUCUAGAGGCUGUUAAUACAUAUGAAGGCACACAUGACAUCCAUGCGCUUAUCCUUGGUCGAGCUAUCACAGGACUCCAGUCGUUCACAGCUACAGGCUAGAAGACGGGACCAUAGUAGAUGAUGGACUUACCCUUAAGCUUUAACCAAAAAGCUCUGACAAUGUUAUUGAUGUGAUCCAGCUGUGGAGAGGGGCAGGGGUUGUGAUCUUGUCCUGUCUUCCCUUCCCCUAGCCCGGGCUUGCAUGGACUGUAAUUCUAAGAAGUAGUUGUUUCGUGGUGUUCCUGCACUUUGUGUGACAUUUGCUAACUAUCUUCCUCAUGUUAUUUCUGGAGAAAGUCUUAGAUAUCUAUCAUAAUUACCAACAGGAUGUACUAAAGCUGCCCGUAAAAAAAGUCCUUUGACAUUCUGGUAUUGUCACUUGUUUCUUUCUUUAUGCACCAUAUUUUUGUGAAAUUUAAUUAUUUUGUUUGCAUUUUAGGACUCAGAUUCAAUACGUGAAAAAAGUUAAAACCCCCUCCCCUCCCCAAAUUUUCUUACUGUAGUGAGAGUAUGCUGUAUCAAAAUAUACAUGUGGGUGUCAACAGUAUUUGCCUACUCAGACCAUUUUUAAAAUGUCAUUUACUUAAUGAAAAUGUAAUUGUUACUAGAUGAAUAUUGAAAAAAAUGACCAAUGGGUAGUGAACUGUGUGCUAUGCGUUGUCCCUGAUAAAAAGUGUUGAUAGAUCUCACAUGUUUUUUCAUGGUCUUUUUUGACCAAUCACAAUCUCAACUAUCCUGAUUAUUAUUACUGUAAUUGCCCCCCCCCCUCCCUCUUUGCCCCACAUUGUUAAGUGAGAGAAAUGGAACUUGUCUUUUAGCAAUUUAGCAAACAAUCGUUUAUCCGGUAGAAAUGAUAGAUAAAUAUAGAAUGCAGUUAUUUUGUUUCAUUUAGCAGAUUCACUUGCUGAAGACUUGAAUGAUACAUCAAAAGUAUAAAACUGUGAACAAAAAUUAAACUGUCUCCUCUGCCAAUAUACAUAUAUUUUUAUGGUUAUUUAUACGUCUUGGAGAGAAAAAUAAGACUGUGCUGAAUUUGAAGGGGGGAAAAUGUUUGAAAAAUAUGUGUGAAUUUACAUGUACAUGUACCCGUAUAUUAAAAUACACAAUGCCUGUGUAUGUUUUGUAGUUGUGUCUGAAAUAUUGCUAUAGACUUAAUUUCCUUUUACAAGUUUUGAAUUGAUUUAUAUAUGCAUCUGUAUCAUAUUUUUUUUUACUUAAUAUAAUACUUAAAUACUUACAUAUUUAAAUUACAUUAAUGAAUUCCUAAAUGUAACCCCUUACCAAAUACACAUUAGUGUACAGAUACAUGUAGAAGGGACAACUUAUUACAAAUAAGGGGUCAAUCGAUGUCAUGUUUAUGAGCUUACAUCAAGUGUUGACAUAAAACUAUUUUUCUCAAUUGAUUCAUUAUCUCUUUGCUUACAAGUGCAUGCACUAAUUAUUGUUUUAAUUUAUGUCCUUGAAUAUGUGGAAAUAAGGUUAAGUAGUUGCAAAUCAAUCAUAUGCCAACAUGAAAGUUAUAAUUUGUAGAGGCCUUGGUGAAAAUCAUGUCACUUUAGUAAGUGCAUUAUUUAGCAAUUAAAAAAAAUUAAAACUCUCUGGCACAUUUUACAUUCAAGUUUUUGUUGAUAUGCCAAUAGCAUGGUCAUGUUUAAUGUUGGGUAUGUUUCUUUUGUUUCAACUGAUACUAGCAUGAUUUUAAUGUGUUUAUUUUUCCACAAAACGUUUGUUUUCUUGAGAUAACUUGUAUUUUUCCCUAUUUCCAUGUGUUAUGCCAUUAUGAAUGUCAUGUGUGACAAGUUGACGAGAAGCAGAAUGGCGCAAAAUCCUUCUUCAUAUUUGAUGGGGAUAUAGACGUUGAAAGAAGAAUUAUGUCAACAAUUACAAAGUGUAUAUUUUUAUUUGAACAUGUAUAAAUGGUGUGAGUGAAUAAAAGCAUUUGAAAGCAGAAA